Molecule: messenger RNA, 1625 nt
Organism: Sinocyclocheilus grahami
Lineage: Eukaryota; Metazoa; Chordata; Actinopteri; Cypriniformes; Cyprinidae
Product: collagen alpha-1(XXIII) chain-like
Exons: 30
Coding region: 760-1524 (254 amino acids)
Molecular function (GO): G protein-coupled receptor binding
Source: RefSeq, a predicted model, not a curated record
AAGGGAGAGCAGGGAAUACAAGGUCCCCCUGGGCCACCUGGAGAUGUGACAACUGGAGAGAAACAGCUGAAAGGUGACAGAGGAGAAAAGGGAGAGGCAGGUGACCCAGGGGAGCACGGGGCUAAAGGUCAAAAGGGUGAACCAGGAACUUCAGGCUCGCCAGGACCAAGCGGUCCUGAGGGGCCGCGUGGGCUACCAGGAGCCAGAGGUGACCCAGGCGAUAGGGGCAGUCCAGGAGACAAGGGAGAAAGAGGAGCGGCUGGAUUGGAUGGACGACCCGGUCAGGAUGGGAAACCUGGGCCGACUGGAGCUCCUGGAUUACGGGGUGACCCAAAAAAACAAGGGGAUCCUGGAAGAGAUGGCUUGGCAGGACUAAGAGGGCCUCAGGGGCCUCCAGGACCACCUGGGCCCCCAGGAGCUAAUGGCACACCUGGCAAAGCAGGGGAGGAUGGGAAACCAGGACUGCCUAGAAAACCUGGCGAGGAUGGUGUGCCAGGAGAGGAUGGUCGAAAGGGAGAUAAAGGAGAGCCUGGGCCCACUGGAAGAGAUGGUCGAGAUGGGUUGAAAGGUGAUCAGGGCAUUGCAGGACUUAUUGGCCCUCAAGGUCCCAUUGCACCCCCUGGAGGUCCUCCUGGUCUGACAUUGCCAGGUACAGUUGGAGAAAGCGGCCUUCCUGGAUUACCGGGUCCAAAAGGAGACAAAGGGCCAGCGGGGAUCAAAGGAGAAAGAGGUGCUGCGGGAGAUCCUGGUGAGAAUGGAAUGAGAGGACCAUCUGGGCCCAAAGGAGUCAAAGGAGAGGCAGGGGUGGGAAUGCCUGGGCCUCCAGGACAAUUUGGACCCAUCGGCUUAAAGGGUGACUCUGGCUUACUAGGUCCUCCGGGCCCUCAUGGACCACGUGGAUUGUAUGGCACGCCAGGACUGGCAGGGCAGAGAGGUGAAGCAGGUCAGCCAGGACCCCCUGGACCACCAGGAGAGAGGGGUCUACAAGGAUUUAUUGGCAAAGCCGGAAACCCAGGAACACCAGGAGCUGCUGGGCCCCCAGGACCCCCUGGUACUGCGGGCCUUCCAGGACUUAAGGGCGAUAAGGGUGAAAUUGGUGUUGGAGUGCCAGGUUCAAGAGGAGAGCGAGGAGACCCAGGGCCUAGGGGAGAAGAAGGUCGGGCUGGAACAGAUGGAGAGAGAGGUCCUACUGGUCCUCCUGGCAGCAAAGGAAACGGAGGAGAUAAGGGUGAACAAGGUCCUUCGGGAAUCAAAGGUGAAAAGGGAGAUACUCUGCUGGUGGGGGGACCUCCAGGGGAGAAAGGAAAGAAAGGAGAAACCGGGGAGCGAGGACCUAAAGGUGCACAGGGUGAAAAGGGUGCAAAGGGACAGGAAGGACCACCAGCAGAACAGGGUCUGAGAGGGGAGCCGAGAGAGAGAGGUUCCACUGGAUUCCAGGCUUCCGUGGUCAGAAGGGAGAAGCAGGGCAGCCAGGUAUCUCAGGAGAAGCAGGAGCAUCUGGUAAAGAUGAUCUGCCUGGCAUGAGAGGAGAGAAGGGAGAGGUUGGGUCUGUAGGUCAGCGAGGCCUCAAGGGAGAACGAGGCUCCAAGGGAACAUGUGGACCAAGCGGACCAAAGGGAGACAAG